Messenger RNA from Entamoeba dispar SAW760, 729 nucleotides. RefSeq lists its product as uncharacterized. The annotation marks the transcript as partial. The transcript has a single exon. The record is from RefSeq and is a predicted model, not a curated record. NCBI's taxonomy places the organism in Eukaryota, Evosea, Mastigamoebida, Endamoebidae.
AUGUCAUUCAGAAAUAAUAAUAUUAAAAUUAAUAAUUAUGAAGAAAAUCGUCGUCGACGCCAAAGACGACGAAUUACAAUGCAAAAGAAAGACUAUGAAGAGUUGGAAAGAAAAGAAACUGACUCUCAUAGAUCUUCUGGCUUCGAAACGAUCGGGGAUCGUGUUCGACAACGUAGAGAAGCCAGUGAAAAUCGUUUAAUUAACGAUUUUCUUCGAGAGAGGGAGACUGGACGUCUUGACUUAGAAAAAUAUCGUCAAAGACGUGAAGAAGCUAUUGCCUCUCUUGAAAGAAAAAGAAGAAAUACCCGCACUAUUGGAGAGUACGGAACUACUUCUAUUAUUGGUGGUACUGCUGAUAAUAGAGUAGUUAGCGGAGCUAGUGUUGGUACUACUUCUUUAAUAGAAGAUCCCCAAUUAGACUCCUCUUUUGUCCCUCCUCAAAAUGCCCCCUCUGACCCCUCUCAAGAAACCCCUUAUGCCCCACCUAUUAUAGCCCAACCAGCGGAUGAUACAUUAUCUGAUGCAGAGGUUCAAGCUAUUCUAGAGGAAAUACUCAAUGAAGAGGAAUAUGUUACAUUAGAUUUCCUCACUCUAGAUAGAAUAGAACCUACAGAAAAUGAAUUGCAUCUAAUCCGUCUGGCAAGAGAAAAUAAUACUGAUGAAGAAAUAGAAUUCAGUAUUAUUAGAAGAAGAGAUUUUGGGCUAGAAUAUACUGCGCAGGUAUGGGGU